AUGGAGCCCCCGCCGCCCACUCCUUCUCCGUCGCUCUCGCUUUCCCCCUUCACACUCCCCUUAGCCCGUCGCCCUCGCUUUCCCCUCGUCGUCAUUGCUUCCCCCGUCGGUCUCGCUUUCCCCCGCCGCACACUCCUUCCCCCGUCUCUCUCGCUUUCCCCCCCUACCCACUCCUUCUCCCGUCGUUCUCGUUUGCCUCCGUCACCCACUCCUUCCCCCAUCGCACUCGCUUUCCCCCGUCGCCUCUGGCUUUCCCCCAUCGUCCUUGCUUCCCCCAUCGCCCUCGCUUUCCCCCGUUGCUCUUGCUUUCCCCCGCGGCCCACUCCUUCCCCCGUCUCUCUCGCUUUCCCCCGCCGCCCACUCCUUCUCCCGUCGUUCUCGUUUGCCCCCGUCGCCCUUUCUCUGCCCCGUCGCCCACACUUGUCACCGUCCCCCACGCUUUCCCGAGUCGCACACGCGUUCCCCGGCGCCCACGCUUUCCUCUGUCAUCCUCCCUCCCUUUCCUCUACCGUCAUUACUUCCCCCAUCGCCCUCGUUUUCCCCCGCCGCCCACUCCUUCUCCCGUCGCUCUCGCUUUCCCCCGCAGCCACUCCAUCUCCUGUUGCUCUCUCUUGCCUCCGACACCCACUCCUUCCCUUGUCGCCGUCACUUUCCCCCGUCUCCCUCCCUUUCCCUCGUCGUCCUUACCCUCCUCGUCGCUCUCGCACACUCCUCGUCGCUCUCGCUUUCCCCCGUCGCCUUUGUUACACACCGUCGUCAUUGCUUUCCCCCGUCGCCAGCUCCUUCCCCUCUCGCCCUCCCCUUCCGCCCCCGCCUUUUCUUGACCCCCGCCUUUGGCUCCCCCGUCGCUUUUGGUACACCCGUCGGUUUUGGUACACCCCCCGCCAUUGCUCCCCCGCCCUCAUCACCUACUCCUGCCCCGUCGCCCUCGUUUCUCCCCGUCACCCACCCCUUCCCCCUUUGCCCACGUUUCCAUCCGUCUCCCACCCUUUUCCCUGUCAUCCUCUCAUACACCCGUCGCCCCCGGUUUCCCCCGUCUCACACCCUUCCCCCGUCACCAUCUCUUACACCCGCCGCCCUCGUAAGCUUGUGCCGCCCUCGGAUCCUUCCACCCUCAGCAGUCUCUCAUUACUCCUCCCUCCUCACCACCCCUCCGCCCGCCCCUCACCACCACCCUCCCAUCUCUUCUUAUAG
Molecule: messenger RNA, 1194 nt
Organism: Closterium sp. NIES-65
Lineage: Eukaryota; Viridiplantae; Streptophyta; Zygnematophyceae; Desmidiales; Closteriaceae
Source: the annotation of a GenBank genome assembly